AUGAAAAGCUAUGAGUCGAUAUUGGCUUUUUUAAGCAGUCGUCGAAUCAGUCGACUGUCGUUAUCAAGUUUUCAGCCGGUGAUUUAUUCAAGGCGUACAUCAAUAUUUAUUUCGUUUUUAUCAAUUUUUUCCUUGCUUUCAUCAGUCGCCGCUGUCCAACAACAAGUUGUCAAUCAACAAGAACAACGGGCUCCACCCUUUUCUUCCAUUAUAACGACAAAUGGAACAACAACAACAACAACAACAAUGUUUGAUAAUUCUCGACGGCGAAUAGAUGCAACAGUAUCUAUUUUAUCGUCAACAAUACUGUCAACAACAGUACUCAACAAUGAACUUAUUAAUAGCACAAAUAUUUCAGGAUAUCAUGAAGAAGAAAGUCGUACUAAGGCUCAAAUAAUUAUAAUUCUUAGUGUUUGUUCAUUAAUGUGUCUUGUGACAAUUGUCGGAAAUCUUGUUGUUAUACUUGCUGUUUGUCUUGUACGAAAAUUACAAACAGCAUCCAAUAUAUUAAUUGUUAGUCUUGCUGUUAGUGACAUUUUAGUCGGUUUAUUUAUCAUGCCAUUAGCUAUGGUGCUUGAAAUAUCAAAUUACAGAUGGCUUUUAGGUUCAAUCAUGUGUGACUUAUGGACAUCAACUGAUGUUCUCUUGUGUACUUCAUCAAUAUUGAAUUUUCUUGUUAUUUCAAUCGAUCGUUAUUGUAUUAUUAAUCAUCCAUUUAAAUAUGCUCCAAUGCGUAAAGUUAAAUUACUUUCAUUAAUGAUAGCCGGUGUUUGGAUACUCAGUGCACUUGUUUCAUUACCACCUAUUUUAGGUUGGGGACGUCCAUCUGAGAACCUACCUAUUUGCCAAGUAAAUCCUAAAUUACACUAUCAAGUAUUUGCAACGAUGCUUUCAUUUUACAUUCCCCUUAUUGCUGUACUGAUUAUCUAUGCUAAUAUUUAUCGAACAGCUCGAACAGCUAUGGAUUCUCGAUCAAGUGUUCAAAUGUCUCAAUUUUUAACCAGUAAUAGUACAUCGACAAGCAUUGGACAAACAGCCGCUUUGCUAUCACAACAGCAAUUAAAUGGAAAUAGUUGUUCAUCUCCGCAAUUAUUUUUAAAUGUAUCUCAUUCAAAUCUAAAUGAAGAACAAUCAUUAACAGCAGGUGGAAAACGAAUAUCGAAACGUUCAGAAAACAGUCCAACACAGGGAUCAAAAUCACCACGUCUUUUAUCUCCAGCACGAUGUUUAGGUCGUCGCUUAAGUCAACCAUUCAAUGGUCGUUUAUCCGUAUUUGUUCAACGUCGUUAUUCAAUAUUUCGCCAUGUUCAUUUACCAAAUCAAAAAGCGAUACGUACACUUGGUGUUAUUUUAGGAACAUUUAUAGUCUGCUGGCUUCCAUUUAUGUCGUUUGCAAUAAUAAAACCUCUACAUGAAUAUAUAACAGGUCUAUCAGGUCCAGCAAGAGCAUUAAAUGCACCACCGUGGCUUGAUUCAGUUUUAUUAUGGUUUGGUUAUUCAGCAUCAAUGUUAAACCCAUUAAUUUAUUCCAAAUUUAAUCGAGAAUUUCGAAUACCAUUUCGUGAAAUAAUCUGUUGUCGUUGUAAAGGUUUAAAUGAAAAAGUUCGACGGCAAGAAUAUUUAGAAAAUACUUAUGGAGAAAAUCAAUUACAAUUGCCAAUACCAACAAAUAUGACACCUUCUAAAAGAAAUAGCGGCAAUCCUAAAGCAGCCGUGUGA
Molecule: messenger RNA, 1719 nt
Organism: Rotaria socialis
Lineage: Eukaryota; Metazoa; Rotifera; Eurotatoria; Philodinida; Philodinidae
Source: the annotation of a GenBank genome assembly